AUGAAUUAAAAUUACCUUAGCCUUAACAAUAGAAAAUAUUAAUCUAUAAAUACAGACUAAAGAAUUUAACUUCUAGUAGAUAUUUUAGUGGAAGGAAUAUCGAUAAAAUAAGCUGCAAAGAAGAAUAAUAUUAAAUUCUCUUCAGCAAAGGUGAUUUUAAAGCUUUUUAAGCAUGAGGGACGUAUAGGAAAACUUAAAGAAAACUAAUUAUCAUAAGUAGAAGUAUCUUAAUAAAUACAACAAAAAAGUUAAAUACUAGAUGAAAAUACUCAAUAAUGCAAUAAUCUUUUGAAACAGAUAGAAGAUUGUAAAGCUAGAAACAAUUAAUUGCAGUAGACGCUGACAAUUUAUAAAUAAAUUAACAAUUAAUUUAAUUUAGAAUGA
Paramecium sonneborni is the source of this 384-nucleotide messenger RNA. NCBI's taxonomy places the organism in Eukaryota, Ciliophora, Oligohymenophorea, Peniculida, Parameciidae. The record is from the annotation of a GenBank genome assembly.